GCCGCCGGCGCAGGAGGCAUCCCCGUGGCGUGGCAAAGGGACGCUUAGGGCCACCGGGCGCUGAUUACAGCCCAGCACGCAGCCAGUUCCCGGGCGCAGGAGGGACCAGCGCGCCGAUCCCGAGCUCCCGGCCAGAGCGUUCGGCUAGCGGGGCGCGCCGCAGCUCCCGGAGCGAGCCGCGGAGCUCCGGGCCGGCGCUGCGAUCCCUGGCGCGCCCAGAGGGAUGCGCGCCUUCAGCCCGAGGCUCUGGGGCCGGUGAGCAGCGCGCAGCCGGCAUGGAAGCGGCCGAGGCGGAGCCGAGUCAGCCCGUCAGCCCGGCCCCAGCGCCGCCGCCUGAGAAGAAGAAGCUGCAGCGGGCGCCAUCCCCGGCCAGACCCAAGGAUGUGCCCGGCUGGUCCCUGGCCAAGAGCCGGCGCGGCAGCCACCCCGGCUCGCCGGCCUCGCUCUGCGGGAAGCAGGGCGCGGGACCCGGGAACUCGCGGCGGCCGGGCGGGGGCAAAGACGGGCGGCCCGAGAAGAAGGGGAAGCAGCCGCAGCCCGCCGGGGGCCGGGGCUCCGGGAAGGGGGUUCCGGGCCGGGCCGGGGCCAAGGCGAAGGGGCGGUGCCGGGGGCCAGCCGGGGAGGAGCCGCCGCCCCCCCUGAGCCUGACGGACAGCAGCUCGGAGGGCUCGGACUGUAGCGCCUCGGAGGAGGCCAAGCUGCUCUCGCUGGAGCUGGGGCUCAGCAGCAGCGAUCCCGAGUCCCCGGCCCUGCUCUCCGGCCAGGGCAUCUCGCCGCCGCCCGACGAGCCCUCCGCCGCCUCCAUGGCCAGCAGCCGCCUGCAGCUCAGCACCUCGCUGGCCUUCUCCGACCUCACCGAGGAGCUGCUGGACGCGGGGCAGGAGGGCCUGGCGCGGGAGCUGGAGGAGUUGCGCUCCGAGAACGACUAUCUCAAGGAUGAGAUCGAAGAGCUGCGUGCAGAGAUGCUGGAGAUGAGAGACGUCUACAUGGAGGAGGAUGUCUACCAGCUGCAAGAGCUCCGGCAGCAACUGGACCAGGCCAGCAAGACCUGUCGCAUCCUGCAGUAUCGGCUGCGCAAGGCGGAGCGCCGCAGCCUGCGCGUGGCACAGACUGGGCAGGUGGACGGCGAGCUCAUCCACAGCCUGGAGCAAGACGUCAAGGUGGCCAAGGAUGUCUCUGUGCGGCUCCACAACGAGCUGGAGGUGGUGGAGAAGAAGAGGAUCAAGCUGGAGGAGGAGAAUGAAGACCUGCGCCAGAGGCUGAUCGAGACAGAGCUGGCCAAGCAGGUGCUGCAGAACGAGAUGGACAAACUGCGUGAGAAUUCGUUGAAGAAAAGGGGAUCUCGUUCUGUGGGGAAGACUGAAAAGAAGCCUUCAGUCCAGGAGGACAGCGCAGACCUAAAGUGUCAGCUGCAUUUUGCGAAAGAGGAGUCCGCUCUGAUGUGCAAGAAACUAACGAAGUUAGCCAAGGAGAAUGACAGCAUGAAGGAGGAGCUGGUGAAAUACCGCUCCUUGUACGGGGACUUGGAGAGCUCUUUGUCCAUAGAGGAGCUGGCGGACUCCCCUCAUUCGCGAGAGGCAGAACUGAAGGCCCAUCUGAAGCUCGUUGAGGAAGAAGCCAACAUCCUGAGUCGGAGGAUCGUGGAGCUCGAGGUUGAAAACCGUGGGCUGAGGGCAGAGAUGGAUGACAUGAAGGGACAAGGUGACAGAGAGCUGAUGGGGCAGGACAUUCGGUUUGCUUUCUCCUCCACCUGCUGUGGGGACUCUGGGGAGAGCCAGGUGGAGCUAAGGCGACAUCUGCAGUUUGUGGAAGAGGAGGCAGAGCUACUGAGGAGGUCGCUGAUGGAGCUGGAAGACCAAAACAAGCUUCUCAUGAAUGAGCUGAACAAGUACAAGUCGGACCACGACCUGGACAUUACCCUGUCGGAGGAUAGCUGCUCGGUGAUCAGCGAGCCGUCCCAAGAGGAGCUGGCCACGGCCAAGGUGCAGAUCAGCGAGCUCAGCGGCAAGGUGAAGAAGCUGCAGUACGAGAACCGCGUGCUGCUCUCUAACCUUCAGCGCUGCGACUUGGCCUCCUGCCAGACCACGAGGCCGAUGAUGGAGACCGACGCUGAGGCUGGCGAUUCUGCGGACUGCAUUCCGACCCCUCUCUGGAGAGAGGUGCCCGUUGGAGGAGAGAAUGAUGCCAAGGACCGCCCUGAGAGAGGGCCCGGCAACGGCAACGGGAAGUCUCAGGACAACAGCCCCACCCGGCUGUUCAAAUCCAAGGACUUGGAGACUCUGCUUGGCAUCCGGGACCAGGCCGCACUUGUUAGCAAAGCCAUCGACGUCUUGAUUUCGGACUCCAAUGGCUUCACCUCCAGCCUGAAGGUGUGUCUGGACAACGACUGCAUGGACCUGGUGCUGAGCGAGCCGGUGGAUAACAGUGAAAGCACCAGUGACUCCAAGCUAAUCAACAUGAUCUUUGUGAGGCUCCGUGUCCUGCAGCAGGAGCUGAACUCCUUCAUGAGGAAGGUGGAUCACAUUGGGGACUGCUGGAAAGAGCAGAUGGACCCUUUCUCCUUCCUGCCCAGCUGCGGCCCCCAGGACUCUCCCAAAGGAGCACUGCGCAAAGAGCACAGCUCCGACUUCCAGCAGCCAGACUUUAGGGACGGCCCGGACUGGGACGCUGUGGGGAGCCGGCCCCCUGACCUGUACCGCAGCAACAACACCAUGGACAUGGACUCCAAUGUGAAACUCCCCAGGAACUACAAGCCCUACCGAUCUGACGAGAACGACUCCUAUGUCACCGAGAUCAAGGAGCUGCAGCUGGUGCUGGCUGAAGCCAACGAGAGCCUGCGGGGCCUGCAGGAGCAGCUCACCCAGGAGAGGCAGCUGAGGAAGGAGGAGCUGGAGAACUUCUCCCAGAAGAUCUGCCAGCUGCGGGAAGACCAGCAGAAGGCUCUCCUGAGACGGGAGUUUGAGCUGCAGAGCCUGAGCCUCCAGAGGCGGCUGGAGCAGAAGUUCUGGAGCCAGGAGAAGAACCUCCUGGUGCAGGAAUCCCAGCAGUUCAAGCAGAAUUUCCUGCUUCUCUUCAUGAAGCUCAAGUGGUUCCUCAAACGCUGGAGACAGGGGAAGAUCCUUCACAGUGAGGGCGAUGGCUUCUUGGAGGUGAACAGCAUGAAAGAGCUGUACCUGCUGAUCGAGGAGGAGGAGCUCACCCCACAGCAGCAGGCCGAUAACAAGACAUGUGCCGGAGACACCUGGACCCAGAACACGCCCAAUGAGUAUGUCAAGACCCUGGCAGACAUGAAGGUGAUCCUGAAGGAGCUGUGCAUGGAGCUGCGCGAGGAGAGGCAGGGCAUGAAUGAGCUGCAGCAGCAAUUUGCCAAGGCCAAGGCUGCCUGGGAGGUAGAGCGGACUGAGCUCAAGUGCCACAUCGCCCAGCUGGAGUCCAAGGUUGGGAAAGGGGUCCCGGAGCGAGCUCCAUCGGACUGGAAAGUGGCUCUGAAGAGGGAGCGAGAGGAACACCAGCACCUCCUGGCCGAGUCCUACAGCGCGGUCAUGGACCUCACCAAGCAGCUUCAGAUUAGUGAGAAGAACUGGAACCAGGAGAAGCUGGAGCUGCUGGACAGGUUCAAGGACGAGCAGCAGCAGGCAGAGCAGCAAGUGAAAGAGCUGCAGAACAAAAUCAACCAGCUGCAGAAGGGAGCCGACCGGUGGGCCGUGGAGAAGCAGGGCAGCAACUGGAAAGAGACGCUCAACGAAAAGAUCACCGACAAAGAGACCGUUUCUGAAACAGACCCCAAGGGAGCCAGUUUAAAAAGGACGAAGUCUGUUUCCUCGAUGUCUGAGUUCGAAAGCUUGCUCGACUGUUCUCCCUACCUUCCAGGCAAGACCAGCCCUGUGAUCCCUGACCACGCACGAAGCAAGGUGUCCCCAGCCACACAGCUACUGCCUAAUGGCAUAACAGACCCUGCAGGAGUCCACCCCAAGAACUGUACAUAUGUGACUACAGAGCAACCUGCCCCUGAGAGCCUGGCAAAAGAGAAGCCAGGCAUUUCCUCAUGGGAUUAUUCCCGGGCAAACAAGCUCUCUGGGCAGGAUCCAGCCCAGAAGCAAAUGCAGAGGAGCUACACGGCACCAGACAAGACCGGGAUCCGCAUCUAUUACAGCCCUCCAGUGGUGCGAAGACUGGAGACGCCGCUAAUCCACAACAAGGAGGGGAAGAUCAUGACUGAGCCGGGCUUCCUGUUCACAAUGGCCAAGCCGACAGAAUUGGAGGAAUCCGACCACUCGGAGAACACGUACAGCAGGUGGCUGUGCAACUUCUCCAAGCAGCACCGCGAGCUGCUGGACAGCCGCAGUGCUGACAAGGCUGGGCCCUCCGGCCCCAGGUUCCCAGCCUCCCUGCACGAUUUUGAGAUUUCCGGAAACAUGAGCGACGACAUGAAAGAGAUCACCAACUGCGUGCGGCAGGCCAUCCGCUCCAGCUCGCUGGAGAGGAAGGUGAAGAGCACCUCCAGUCAGACCACGGGGCUGACAACCAUCGGCACCCAGACCAUUCAGAUGGUGAGUGUCGGCCUGCAGACAGACACGCCCCGGGGAAACCUCCACAGCAAGAGCUGGUCCCCACGCAGCUCCUCCCUCAUGUCUGUGCGUAGCAAACAGAUUUCUUCGUCUCUGGACAAAGUCCACUCCAGGAUCGAACGGCCCUGUUGUUCUCCCAAGUAUGGCUCCCCGAAGCUCCAGAGACGGUCUUCCUCCAAGCUCGACAAUUCGAAGGACAGAAGCCUGUGGAACCUUCAUCAGAGUAAGCAAAAUGGGUCGGCCUGGGCUAGGUCGACCACAACCAGAGACAGCCCGGUCCUCAGUAACAUCAACGAUGGCCUGUCCAGCUUGUUCAAUGUUGUGGAGCAUUCUGGGAGUACAGAGUCCAUCUGGAAACCAGGCUGUCCAGAGAGCAAAGCCAAGCCAGAAGCCCCGAAAUAUGGCAUCGUGCAAGAGUUCUUCAGGAAUGUGUGCGGGAGGGCUCAGAGCCCCACUUCUGCCCCGGAGAAGAAAGAAUCACCGGGAGAUGAUGGCACCAAAAAGCAGGAUCACUCCCAGCCAGCCACCUGCCAUCCAUCUGAAAAUGUCUCCCGGAGCUUAAACAAGAAACUCCCGAAGCAAAGCAGCAGUGAGGAGCCCAAGGCGUCUUCCCCAAACCAGGGGAGCAAAGAUGGGACCCCAAGGGACCUGGACAUAACAUCUGUGAUAGCCAAUGAGGACACAGCAUGCGACUGCAGCUCCCAGUCCCUCACCUCCUGCUUCGCCCGCCCCUCCCGCUCAGCUGUCCGGCACUCCCCUUCCAAGUGCAAGCUGCAUCCCUCUGACCCCAGCCGGGCGGAGGAGAAGGCAGGGCCUCUGAGUGAGUGAGUGAGGGCAGCGGGGACUGGGCUAAGCCGUGUCUGCUUUCUGCGGCCCUGACGAAAGAGCACGCUUCCCGCCUGCGCCAGUUCCGCCGCAGCCUGCGGGACCCACCUGCCCGCCCCGAGAGAGCUGUGCUGGGGUCCCAGUGGCCCCUCGCUCUCGCAGAGACACAGGCGCAUGCACAUCUGUCUCCUAACUGUUCCCCAGCUGAUGGGGGCGAUUAAGAAGCAGAUGCUGCAGGAUAGUCGGGAACGGAGGCUUCCGGCGUUAUGCCUGGACCCGGUUCCAGGGACGGAGGGGAAGUUACUCUGGGCGGGUGUCUCCUGACCCCCAGGAAGUAGCCUGCCAGCCUCACUGCUCCUGCAAGGGAAGGAUGAUUCCAGGAGAGAGGAGGCCGUCCCCAGAGCCUGGGGUGGGAAGCUCUGUGCAAUUUCCAUAGACUUGCACUUCAGGGAGAUGGACCGUUCCCAUGCAGCUGGCGGGAGGUGAGGGGGGAAUGAAGAGAUGGGCCCUGCCUGCCCUGGGAUGUGGGGACUGGGAAUCACCGCCCUGCAGCAGCCUCUGGAAAGCCGGCAAAGCCAAGGCCCCGAGCCUGGGACUCCUUGGGGCCAUGCUGCUGGCAAGCGCCCUGGAGAGGAAUCAGCAGCAGGAGCUCAGAGAGCAGCUGGGUCAGCGCUCAGAGGAAAUGCCCCGGGCAUGCUGUCACUGCACUUCACAGACAGGGCUGGGGGCCGGGGGGGGGGGGGGGCCCGGGGGGGGCGUGCUGUAUAAAGCUGAUUGAUGUGUGUGAGGCUCUUCGCUGUGUUGUCUCCCUUGUCAUGUUGUCUUGGAGUGGCACUGGCACGCCCCUUCACUGACACGGCCUCCCCUCCCCUGCGCCUUGGGGCUUUGUGCAAACCCAGCCCAGGGUGGAUUGCCCUGCUGUUGCAUCAGCUGCUGCAGUGGUGCUCGGCUCGCUUCCUGUGCUGGAAGGAUGCCGAGGGGAGGAUCACAGGGGCAGGCACAGGGCACGUUCAGGCCCUUCUCCUCACCCAAACAAUGUUUAAUUCCCCACCCCAGCAGCAGACUGGCCAGUGCAGGAGGCUGAAGCAAGCUGCCCCCCUGGAAUGCUUGCCAAGCACAGAGCUAGCGCGCUGGCCGAGUGGCUGCAGCGGCUCCCUUUGUCUCUGGCUCGCCUAGCGGGACCCUGGCUCAGAAGCUGAGCAACCGCCUGGCCUCUGAAAGCCUGAUCUCAGGAAGCACAGCCAAAGGCAGAUGGGAACAGGAGCAAAUGCAAUGGGGGGUGGGGAGACUGCAGUAGAGCAGGGACCUAGCAGCCUUGCAGAGCAUAGGCCAGUGGGAAGUACAGUGCGUGUGUGUGUGUGUGUGUGUGUGUGUGUGUGUAUGUGAGAGAGAGAGAAUGUUUGUGUGUUCUCUCUUCCCCUCCCCUCUGGCGCAUUGGGCCAAGAGUACUGAAACCCUGGGGACAAGAUGAGCCAGGCCUGUGUUCCCCCGCAGCUGGCUAUGAGCAAGGUUCUAGUUACAGUGAGUCUGACAGCGGCUCAAGCCAAGGUGGCACCAUUUCCCUAGGUUGUGUCCCACCCAGUGUCUGACAGGUCUGGUUGGACGCAGAGGGUCGUCUUGGUCUCCUAGUUCUCACUAUUUAAGGUAUUUGUGCCUGGUUUAUGAUGUAAUUUGCAGAGGUCCCCGCAGGGUCAUUUAUUUGUGUGUUUGGCCUGAUAGCCUGGAGCUUGCUGUGGUUGUGUCUGAAUGCCCCAGUUGUGGGAGAUCGAACGGGGUGGUGUUGGGAGGAGGCAGAGGGCAGUGGGGCCACAGCUGGAAUUCAAUCUGAUGUUCCCCGACCCUUACCGGAUGCCUGGCUCUGACUCAGUGGCCAAACAGCUCUAGGACCCCUGCUUCUGCCCAGCAGCUCACACCGGCCCCUCAAGGACCCCUGCGCUCACUUCUUCCCAGCCCUUUUUGCUCCCUUCCUCGGUGUAGGUGCUGCAUUCUGGCUCGUGUCCACCGUAGGGGGAAUGGGAUUUUCUCCACACAUGCACUGCUGCCUCCAGGCCCAAGCAUUUGUGCCUUAGCAUGGGUUAGCCACCACAGUAACAAGAGUGGUACAAGUACAUGGGCCAGGGUAAUCCCUGGUGUAGAGAGUCAGGGCCGCCUUUGUCCCAGUGUGGUUCUCACCCGAGGCUUAGCGCCCAACUUGCUAUGGUUGCCCAGCACUAAAAGUUCCAGGACAUAGUGAGCUCUGACAGGGAACAGACUCCAUCCUAUCACCGAUACCACUGAGCUAUUUGCCCUUCGAUUGGGCCCUGUGCACUAGAGGAAGGGGGGGCAUUUGGACUUCGUAUUAAAGGUGCAGAAACAGCCUCUGAACUCCUAUUCCAGGCAGCUUUAUGUGGCACCAGGCUGGCCUGGUGAUGGCGUGGAGAGCUCUCAGACCAAGCCCUGUUAAUGAGCUCUAAUUAAAUCUCCCUGAACCUCUGGGGGUCGUAGCAGCAGGUGCUGGGCCAGGCCCAGGCUCACUUAGCAUCAAAGGCAAGGUUGCUGUGGCUUUCACCAGCUUUGCAGCAGGUUCUGGUGAGGAAGGAAGAUUCAGCAGAGCAGAAUCUGCCAGGCUGGGCAGUGCAGCGUGUGCUAGCAAUGCAGGCCACACCUCGCUGGCAAAACCCAGAGCAGACUGCAGCUGCCUGGGGAGCCUGUAGCUCCCAGCAUGCCCCGCUCCAGCUGGAGCUGAGCAGGGACUCUGGUGGUCUUGGGCUCCCCUGUUGUACUAAAGGCUAGGGCAGUUUGGGGUCACAGUGCAUAGACCUGCAUGGCAGCUCUCUGCCUCCCUCUGCUAAAGCUUCCCAGCCAGUAACAUUUGACUCCCACUUUGCCCAGGGCUGAGUGAAGGGCCCGGGGAUCAGAGCAUGUUCCCUGAGCCCCCUUCAGACACAGCAUUUAUUGUACCCUUCUGUGUCUUCCUUGGGCUGUGCUGAGUGGCUGCCCUGCCCAUGGAGGCAGGGUGGCAGGCAGGGCAGCUCUACAUGGCCUGGCCGUUCCCCUGCUCUCUGCUGCCAGGCGCCUGUCAGCGGGGAGGGUGAUUGCUGGAGCAAUCACCAGGGCUGGGGGGGGGGGAUUUGCUCUCUCUGGCCAUUUGUAAACUGAGGGGAUUGUUUUUUUUUCAAGAUCUCUAAUUCUAACAGGAAUUAAUGCAGGGAAGAGCUCGGGCCUGUGGUAGGCAGGAGGCCAGUCUAGAUGGUCACAACAGUUCCCUCAGGCCUUAGAAUCUUAAACAUCCCAGCACCUCCAGAGAAACGCUUGGUCAGUGCAGGAGGCUGCAGCACUGCCAUUGAGUGAGUGAGGCAAAGCGAUGGAAGGUCUGUAACCCGCCUUCUCGUGCUGCAUUUAAUACUGCAAUUAAAUCCAUCCCCAGGCCUCUAAGCCCUGGUCUGCACGACAGAGACAGCUCACAGCGACCUAACUCUGUAAGCAUCUACACCCGAAUGUAGCUCUCACCAAUGUAACUCGCCCGCUAUGCUGACAAUAACUCCACCUCCGCGAGAGGUAGAGCACUUAGGUCGAUGUAGACACUGCGUUGCUGAGAUCCACCAUCGCUGCCUUUCAGAAGCCUUCCCACAAUGCCCUACGCUGACAGUUAAAUUGGUGCAAGCACUCCUGGUGAGGACACGCACUGGUGCCACAAGAAGCACCGUGUGGACGUGCAAAGGCAGUUUAAUUACUGCGGUGGCUGGACAUCGCAACUUCGACUGUGUCUGCACUGCACUGAUGGAGCUGCGCCGCUGUAGCGCUUCUGAUGAACAUGCUCUAAGGUGACAGGAGCGAGCUCUCCCAGUGGCUUAACUUCUGCCUCCGCGAGUGGCGGUAGCUGUGUCGGCAGGAGGAGCUCUCCUGCCAACAUAGUGCUGUCCACACCAGCGCUCAGGUCAGUGUAACUUACAUCACUGGGGGUGUGGAUUAUUCACAUUGCUGAGUGACGUUUAUACUGAAGUAAUUUGUAGUGUAGACACCCAAUGGUCAACUUAAUUUUGUAGUGUAGCCUUGGCUAUCUCGUGUCUCUUGUUGCUGCAGUGUGUGUCCGGGGUGCGUUAGAGCAGGGAACGCUCAAUGACAUAGGGCGGGCUGUCCCUCGGGUGCUCUGGGACAGGUGACCUGCCACAGCAAAGCUCAGGGUCAGCUUGAUCCAGGUGCUUGGAACCCACUUCCCCAAUUCAGGGGGUGGGUGAGGGUGUUUACAGCCAGCACAAACUGACUGGCCCCUUCUUCCCAGGGCUGUUAGUUACGCUUCAGCAAGCCCCACGCUGUGGUCCCCUCCGCUCUCCUAGCAGUUA
Messenger RNA from Trachemys scripta elegans, 9715 nucleotides. RefSeq names its product suppressor of glucose, autophagy associated 1 (gene MTCL2). Bases 276 to 5396 code for a protein of 1706 amino acids. The transcript has 15 exons. The record is from RefSeq and is a predicted model, not a curated record. Lineage: Eukaryota; Metazoa; Chordata; Testudines; Emydidae. Gene Ontology annotation, biological process: regulation of autophagy; insulin receptor signaling pathway.